Molecule: messenger RNA, 3936 nt
Organism: Penicillium angulare
Lineage: Eukaryota; Fungi; Ascomycota; Eurotiomycetes; Eurotiales; Aspergillaceae
Product: inositol polyphosphate kinase KCS1
Exons: 2
Coding region: 1-3936 (1311 amino acids)
Biological process (GO): phosphatidylinositol phosphate biosynthetic process; inositol phosphate biosynthetic process
Cellular component (GO): cytoplasm; nucleus
Molecular function (GO): inositol hexakisphosphate kinase activity
Source: RefSeq, a predicted model, not a curated record
AUGUCAAACCCGCCGUCCGAUCCCGAAGAUACCUUGCCUAACCCCCUGGUGACACCUGCCACGCCUGCCCAACAUGAUUGCUCGACAGCGACCGAGCAUGCUCGGCCCAAUCCACGUCACCACUCGUGGCAGGACCAAAACUUGCUCCAGGGGGCUCAACAGGCCUAUUCCCCAUCGCGCGCGGAAUCCCCCACCGUCCGUCAAUGGACUGAACCUGCAUCGACUUUCCCUGUAAAAAAGCCGCCAACGAACCCACCGGAAAAAUAUCCCCAACCUGAACCCUUUUAUAGUCCUCAAUUGUCUGAAAGGGAUAGUAUCUUUGCAACUCAUUACCUCCCCACUGAUAGCGGCGCAAAUACCCCACAAUUGCCCCCAAAGGCCUCGGAGAAUGAGAGCCAGGUAAAUUCUAUACCGGGUCUUGAUGAUGUGCACGGGUCUCCAAGCCCUAUCUCCAAGGUCUCUCCCCACAAUCCUCACGUCGGCCCUUCCCACAUGGAAGUUGACGUCCGCAGACAUAUUCCAUUGCGCUCCUCUUCUCUCCUUUCCCACUCCGAUGUUACUCGCUUCUCUCCUCUGCGCUCGUCUAUAUUCUCGUCAGAUCAGGUGAAAACUCGGGAAAAGGAGGUUGCCGUGCCCUUCCCGCUCGCUGCACCCCAGGGUGAUACAGGUACGAAUACAGGUGGCCCACAAGAUUUAUUGGCCGAACGCAGUUUGCUCCCCUCCGCGCUAGACAAUGUCUCCCAUUCCUCUAAGCCAUUGACCCCGGAGCAUGGUUGGCCGACGCUAAGCAGAGAAGGUGUCUCUUACAGCUCAUUUGCAGAAUCAUCUCGAGCCAUUGCUUUAGAACGGAGCUCCAGUCCGGGUCGACGGGGACGAGUGGAUAAUACAAUUGAGGCGAAUCUUGCGAAUGCGGAGCCAGCAUCAAACGUGCGAAGUCGUAAGUCUAGUCAUUACCUAGGCUUGUUCAAAGAAAACACCACUUCUCCUGAUCGUAAAAGAUGGGAGGACCGUCCACAAGAUGAAGCCACGGAUUCGUGGGAUCAUGCCGUGGACUACGAAACCGAAGUAUCAAAUUUCCCUCCAGCGGAAGAUGGAUUGAUUCGUAAGAGCAUCUCUCUUCCCUCGCUUGGUGAUGGAUCAUCAUUCGUGCCUCAGCCUUUGCCUGAACCAAAGCGCCAGCCCGAGGAGGAAGAGCCUUUCAAGCGUCGCCCAAAAGCAUUACCACGGCAACUUCUCGAAGAAAUUCGCAACUUCCAUCUCACUCCCGGCGGUGGCCAAGGUUCAUCCUUCUCCAAGAGCAUCCCAGCGCAAUACUCAGAACGCGGUCGUGAUUAUUUUCAGAAAGAGCCUCACGUUGAACGUUUUGGCGAAUCGCUGAGCUCUGUGGAACAAGAUGAGCGACGAGACUCGACGCAGUUUGAAGAUGAGGAAAACGAGCAAAUUAAAUCUGCCGUAUAUUUCCCUCACGAGCGUGUUGCGCUCGAAGAUCGAGACGAUGAGUCAAGGUCUAUAACGGGAGAGCCACAUGGCGUGCAGCCAGUCCAGUUGUCCGCGGAGAAGGGUCAUGAAUUGAUGUUGAUACCCCAAGAACGUAGUCCCACCGACGAGCAAGAACUUGGUCAUGUGGAUAUAUCCUUGCGAUCUAAAAAUGAAAAUCAGAUUCUUCACGGCGAUUUGCAAAAUCUCAGAUCUCCUCUAGCGGGCGCAUCAGAGAAACCUCUAGGUCCUAUUUCCGAGCUCAGUUAUGACUCCACAUGUGAAUCUGAAGCAGUCUCUGCAGAUGAGAGUGUGCAAUCCAUUCCUGAUGAUUCCAGUUUAACGGACGAGGCGGAUGUUACGCCAACUGCUACUCCAAUUCAGCGACCAGGCUUGCCAGCUCGUCGCAAGACUACCAAGCCUCUUGGUGCUGUUGAGUUGAAGCCUUACAGGCAUCAGGUCGGCGGCCACACGACUGUAUUUCGGUUCUCUCGACGUGCAGUUUGUAAACAACUCAACAACCGUGAAAAUGAGUUUUACGAACGUAUCGAAAGAAGACACCCUGACAUGCUUAUGUUUCUACCCAGAUACAUUGGUGUAUUGAAUGUAACCUUUUCCAAAACUCCGAAGCGACCCAGAGGCAAUACUGAGAAUGGCAACGGCGCGACUUCUGAAGAAAAUAAACUUAAUGGUGAUUCAGGAUUGGACCCCAAGACGGUCGAGGCACCAGAGCCGCAACGAAUCGUUAGCCAGUCACAAGUCACCGGCGUGAUUCCCAAGGUUAUACUCGAGAACAAUCGACACAUAAUCCCGGCCGAUCUUUUUUCUCGCCAAAGAUCCCGGAUAAUAGACGAAUCGAUGAUAGGCAGGCCGCGUUCUGCCGAUGGACUUGGGGAUACGAGCGUGCAUUCCAAAGCGUCUUUGAGCAAGCAAACCAAAAUAUGGGGCGCCACAACUGUCAACAGAAAGCUCCAGGAGCAGGUCCUCCGGGAAGUUUUUAGUCCCCCUGCAAUUCAUCAUCAUCGCCGCCAUCCUCGCGGCCAUUUGCAUUUGCCCAGAGCUAGCUCGGACAUUCCUCGCCAACGUGGAAACCUUUCGGAGGAUCACACCUCUGCUGUACGCCCUUCUGGACUAGACAAAGUUGAAACUCUGAGGUCCCCUGCACUGGAGAUUGCGCGGUCCAACCCUGAGCCAUCUACACUCUCCUCAUCUGCAUCAACGGCCCUUGACGAAAAUCGUGACCGUAUAGAGAAGAUUAAGACUGAGGAGCUGCCCAAUCGUGCGAAUUCCCUCAACCGCGGCCAACAUGGACAGCAUGGUCGAAGGAGACAUUCGGGUGGAGGCUUGGUACGUAAGGCAAGCAUGACCUCCGAGAAGAAAGGGGAGCUCAUGUUCUUCGAGGACGAAGGAUACGGCGGAGAUGGAGAAGAUGAAAUAUUCACCAUGGAAGGUGAUAUGCCCGCAUCUACCAAGUCCGUCCCAGUACACUCUACCCACUCUCUUCCUAGCAGUUCUGCCAUACUUGACACCCGAGCCGAAGACUCUGUUGCAUCUCAUAGCCUCUCCCUCGCCUCUUCCCAACUUAAGCCAGAGGAUACAGCAGUGGCCCAACUACCAAGUAACCCCAAAGAGGCGCAAUUAAGAAAAGACGAGCGAGUCCAGUUCUUUCUGCUCCUUGAAGAUCUCACAGCUGGCAUGAAUAAACCCUGCGUGCUAGAUCUCAAAAUGGGAACUCGACAAUACGGUAUCGAGGCAAAUGAAAAGAAAAAGAAAUCGCAACGACGCAAGUGCCAAUCAACAACCUCACAACAACUCGGAGUUCGUUUGUGUGGGAUGCAAGCAUGGAAUGUCAAAAAGCAGGAGUACAUCUUUGAAGAUAAAUAUUUCGGACGCGAUCUACAAUCCGGUCGUGAAUUCCAAGAUGCUCUCACUCGUUUCCUUUAUGACGGUGUCAGCUAUACGAGUGUGGCCAAGAAAAUACCUGUCAUCCUGGAAAAGCUGUCUCUGUUAGAAAACAUGAUCCGAAACCUGGAUCGAUAUCGGCUCUACGCUAGCAGCUUGUUGAUCUUAUAUGAUGGGGAGUCCACCCCACAAACACCGGGACCAGAUACACCUGCGCCUCACUCUCAAGCCCAUGACGAGGGUCACAACAAUACAAAUGUGAAACUGAAAAUUGUCGACUUUGCCAAUUGUGUCACCGGAGAGGACGAAUUGGCACCGGAUACACCAUGCCCUCCUCACUAUCCUAACGAUAUUGAUCGUGGUUACCUUCGAGGUCUUCGCACAUUGCGCAUGUACUUCCAGCGUAUCAUGAAAGAAGUUACACAUGAUGAAUUUAUCGAACGCGGCGAGGGCGAAGGCAUAGCUUUAGGCUCCCAACCCGCUGUUCGAGAAACCCCUUCCGAUCAAUAUUGGUAUGAGAAUGUGAUGGAGAGUGAUGAGGGCGACGUCAGCUUCUGA